This is a messenger RNA of Labeo rohita (rohu), 370 nucleotides long. Its product is annotated as histone H4. The coding region runs from base 18 to 329 and encodes 103 amino acids. The record is from RefSeq and is a predicted model, not a curated record. NCBI's taxonomy places the organism in Eukaryota, Metazoa, Chordata, Actinopteri, Cypriniformes, Cyprinidae. Gene Ontology annotation, molecular function: DNA binding; structural constituent of chromatin; protein heterodimerization activity. Gene Ontology annotation, cellular component: nucleosome. The transcript has a single exon. Gene Ontology annotation, biological process: nucleosome assembly.
CGAAGAGCAUUGUAGACAUGUCUGGAAGAGGCAAAGGAGGUAAGGGACUCGGGAAAGGAGGAGCUAAGCGUCACCGGAAAGUUUUGCGCGAUAAUAUCCAGGGAAUCACCAAACCCGCCAUCCGUCGUCUCGCUCGCCGCGGUGGUGUCAAGCGUAUCUCUGGUCUGAUCUACGAGGAGACCCGCGGUGUGUUGAAGGUGUUUCUAGAGAACGUUAUCCGUGAUGCUGUAACUUACACUGAGCACGCAAAGAGAAAGACCGUUACCGCCAUGGACGUCGUGUAUGCGCUGAAACGCCAGGGACGCACCCUCUACGGGUUCGGAGGUUAAACGUUUUAAAUCCGAGAACAAAAAAAAAAACGAACAAACCC